Molecule: messenger RNA, 1168 nt
Organism: Gadus macrocephalus (Pacific cod)
Lineage: Eukaryota; Metazoa; Chordata; Actinopteri; Gadiformes; Gadidae
Product: KIAA1143 ortholog
Exons: 3
Coding region: 72-623 (183 amino acids)
Source: RefSeq, a predicted model, not a curated record
UGUUGGGAAGCGCACUCUGAUGACGUUUAGUUCUGCUUAAUCUGUUCUUGCUUCACGCGCCUAGUACUACAAUGAAUAAGAACAUAAAGAAAAGUGAUAUAUCUUGGGUGAAACCCACCGAACCGUCGUUUCUAAAGAAAUUCAAGAGUGAUGUCGGAUACAAGGAAGGACCCAACGUCGAUACGAAGCGUCAGGCGAUGCCAACGCUAGAUGAUGACAGCGGCAGCGACCGUGAGGAUGAGCUACCGCAGGUCGUCGUCCUGAAGAAGGGCGACCUGAGCGCCGAUGAGGUGAAGCACAUCAAAGGCGACGGCGCUUCAGAGAAAGAGGACGAGCCUCCUGCAGAUGGUAAAAUCGUGUUCAAGAAGCCGGCCAAGCGCUCCUCCACGGAUAAGUACCAGGGCAUCACAGCCAGCUCCAGCAAAAAGAAGAAGAGUGCCACGGGGGAGAAGGAGGACAAGAAAGAGGAAAAGAAAGAGGAGGAGGAGGAAGAGGAGGAGGAAAAAGAGGAGAAGGAGAAGAAAGAGGAGAAGAAGGAGAAGAGGGAGGACAAGAAGGAGAGAAAAGUGAAAAAUAACAGUCUUCUGUCAUUUGGGGGAGAUGAGGAGGAAGACGAUGGCUAACUGUUUAUAGACUCAAGACGAACGCAAGUUUUUAUUUAUUCAUGGUGAACCUCUUUUGACGAUGAUAUAAAUCUGGGGAAAAAAAACUAAAAUUUUCUAUUUUCCCCCUAUCUGGAUGACUGAACAAAAGUUUAUUCAAACAGUGUUGACUUAUUCACUGUAUGAGGUGUUCAACAAAACAAAAAAAAACCUUAUCACUUCCCUGUUCAAAAUGUGUUUAUUGCGAUGUGUAUUUCAGUAAGUGUCCUGUGAAUGUUGUUUCAUCCUAAGUGUGGGGAGAACUUGCCAUGAGGUUUGCAACUCGUCUUGAGUAUUGUUGGGUGUUUAUUCAUAAAUGGAUACAUUCAUCAUUUUGUUGAAUGUAUGGAUAUUAUAGCUUCAAUGAUGGAGCUCUUAAAUUUAAAGCGUUUGUGUUAAAGCAAUGCAUUCAUGUCUGCACGUGUUUUUCAUUUUUUUUUUUACAUCGAUGUGCUGUUGUUUUGUAGCUUCAGAGUUUUAAUAGUGAACCAUUUGGAUGAUGUAUUAAACAUCUUGUUUUUAUUCAA